GUUACGUAUAUCGCGGACCAAUUCAUUUUUAAGAUAGUGUAUGUCUUUGUAUCACGGCUAACAGAGAGUGAGGUGCUCUUUUUCGUUUGCUUACCAUGGCCUCUGCGCUACGGUCUGGUUUCUCUAUUUUGAAAUAUGGGACCGUUUUGUCUUUUGCUGUGGCUCUUAUUGCAUACUGGUGCAGAUCACCCAAAGGACUGGAUGAGCGGCUGGAUACCGUGUUGUCUUCAUUGCUCCGCGCUGAACGUAAAGUAGGAAUGAGUAAUUUUGCAAGACCAAAGGUGGCCAUAGGUUUUGGGGGUUGUGUGGACAUUAUUGUGGAUGGUGUCACGUUACUGAACAAGAUUGGCCUGCCGCCAACCAGCCAGCCCCUCCACCACGACUACAUUGAGAAUGCGGAGCAGUUGGCUCAGAGCUUCGCCUACUUUUUUGCCCCUGGAGCAGCUUCAGAGAGGUUUGUGACGAAUGAAACACUCUUCAGUCAGCUGGUGGAAGCCUCUCGAGAACUGCCCGGUAACCGCUGGUCCGUGGGUGGCAACGCUCCGGUCAUGGCUGGCAGGAUGGCCAUUGAGGGAUGUGAUGUCCUCUUGGGUGGAAGCUUCAGCCCAGAUUUUAAUGACAUCCUCUCACAGCACAUUAGAGUGGCAGGCAACACGGUGGAAGAACCAGACAUCCACCUGAUUCUAGAAUACCCAUCUGGAGCGUCAUGGGGACCUUAUACCUCACGAAGGGCCAAUCGAUACAUUGUCCACAGUGAUGACCAUAACCCAUAUCUGGACUCCAUGGAUGAGUUUGAGAAGCAGCUGAAAGGCUUUGAACCUGACCUACUAGUGGUGGGGGGACUUCAGAUGAUGGACAGUUUCCCUUUUAAGCACGGAGAACGCCAGGCCUUGCUGAACCGCCUGGCGCGACUGCUGACCUCUGCCUCUCCAGAGACGGGGGUGCAUUUUGAGAUGGCCAGUUUUGUGGACGAGGGACUGCUGGGGGAUCUUCUGGAGUUUGUUUUACCUCACGCCGACUCCCUGGGCAUGAACGAGCAGGAGCUGCCCAACCUCCUCAGCCUGUUCCGAGGGAGCAACGUCACCGUCCUGUCCGACCCCAACCCCCGCGUCGCCACCGUGCUGGAUCAGAUGAGGGAGCUCUACCGCCUGGUCAACGAGCGGCAUCAGGAGACCGGGGCCGGCCGUCGGCUCACCCGUCUGCACGUCCACACCCUGGCCUUCCAGGCCAUGAUCGUCACCAAGGGCUCCCAGUGGAAAAACACCAUGUCGGCCGUCGCCAAGGCCUCUCUCACCGCCAACAGGCACGUGUGCGGCUCGGCCGACAUCGACCCCAGCAAAGCCCGCCUCAUCAUGGACGAAUCGUUCUCGGUGAGCAGACGCGAGGGAAGCCAGAGGAUCCCGCUGCAGGAGUCCCGACCCGUGUCCUGUUGGGAGGAGGAAGACUACGAGAUCUGUGUGGCGCCUGUGUUAGUGUGCACUGAGGUGUACCAGACAGCGGGGGGAGGAGACAAUAUCUCCGCUGCUGGUCUGGUUCUGCAGAUCUGAGUGAGAGAAAGAGAACACACAGGGCUGUGCUUCUCAUUACAGCUCAAGAGCAAAGGUGAAACCUAUCAGAUGUCGCUACGCGUGAUACAACACAAUCUGACAGAUAAUGAAUCCCUUACUAUAUGAAAAUU
Messenger RNA from Chanos chanos (milkfish), 1678 nucleotides. It is a transcript of the gene adpgk2, whose product is annotated as ADP-dependent glucokinase 2. The record is from RefSeq and is a predicted model, not a curated record. Gene Ontology annotation, cellular component: endoplasmic reticulum. The coding region runs from base 96 to 1547 and encodes 483 amino acids. Gene Ontology annotation, molecular function: ADP-specific glucokinase activity. NCBI's taxonomy places the organism in Eukaryota, Metazoa, Chordata, Actinopteri, Gonorynchiformes, Chanidae. The transcript has 6 exons. Gene Ontology annotation, biological process: glucose metabolic process.